This is a messenger RNA of Lutzomyia longipalpis, 1505 nucleotides long. RefSeq names its product gastrula zinc finger protein XlCGF8.2DB-like. Gene Ontology annotation, biological process: regulation of transcription by RNA polymerase II. The record is from RefSeq and is a predicted model, not a curated record. Gene Ontology annotation, cellular component: nucleus. Gene Ontology annotation, molecular function: DNA-binding transcription factor activity, RNA polymerase II-specific; RNA polymerase II transcription regulatory region sequence-specific DNA binding. NCBI's taxonomy places the organism in Eukaryota, Metazoa, Arthropoda, Insecta, Diptera, Psychodidae. Bases 278 to 1411 code for a protein of 377 amino acids. The transcript is spliced from 5 exons.
GCACAAAUGAGCAGUUUUUCAGUUAAAAAAAUCACGGAAGUUCAGGAAAGAUUUCCGGGAAAAUCCCAUUUUUGACCAGAAACCUCAGAGAAUGUAAAUUCACCACAGAGUGGUGAAUUUGGAAAUAUUCCCGGAUUGUCAGCUUUGUGGUUAAGUUUUCCCGGAAUUCUUGUGAGAUUGGAAGAAUUCCAAGCAGAGUUGAAGGAUUUUUCAAGAAAAGUAGAAUCUGUGGGAAUUGAUUCCUGGCCAGCUAAUCCAGGAAGUGUAUCAGUACAAAAUGAAAGAAGGGGAAGAAAUUCUCAUUGACUACUCACUUGUCAAGGAAGAAUACACCGUCCAGGAAGUCCCGGAACAGACAGAAGUCCCCACAGGGGAUUCCUCAAAAGAAGACACAAUCAAGUUUGAGAUUCAGGAAGUUCGGGAGAAGACACACAAAUGCCCCCAUUGCGACAAGGCCUACUACAGACGGGAUCACCUAAAAGGGCAUCUCGUGACACACACCGGAGAGCGAGAUUACAUUUGCGAUGAAUGCCAUAAAGGUUUCCCAACGCAAAAUCGCCUCUGGAGGCAUGAGCAGAUACAUACGCAGAAGAAGCGCUCCUGCUACGUUUGCUGGAAAACCUUCAAGACUCUUCUGGGGCUUCGUGAGCAUAUGGUUAAGCAUGAAGUAAGCUCAGUUCCUGCUUACAAUGGCACAGGAUUAAACCCAAAAGAAGCAAAAUUCCUGGAAGUGAAGACAAUCUUCAAGUGUGAAGAAUGCGGGAAUAAGUAUUGCACAAAAAGUGUCUAUGAGAAGCACAUGAAGAGUCACAGUGAUGUGUUGGAAUUUCAAUGCCUAAAAUGCCCAAAGAAGUACAAGGACAGGUCAAACCUUCGGAACCACAUGAAGUGUGCUCAUACAAAAUACAAUGCCUUCACCUGCGAAGUGUGCGAGAAGACAUUUCGAUGGAAGUGCAGCCUAGAUAGGCACAUGGAGAAACAUAGCAAUGACUACAGGAUGUGUUUCUACUGCAGUGAAGUCUUCCGGAAUAAGGAAUAUCUGCGACAACACAUGAAGUUGCAUCACAGUGGACUUCCAUGCAGAACUAUAGAUGGUCCAGUAUGGACCUGUCCAAUGUGUCAGAAGAAGAUUAGGAAUCUUGUAACUUACAACAGGCACAUAAAAAGGCACGAAAGGAAGCAAAGAGAAGCGACGUCUUCCUUCCAAUCCUCAGAAAUGUCAGAAAUAAUCAAGACAGAAGAUUUGAAGAUGGAAGAAGAAUCUGAGGAUCAAGAAGACCAAGAAAGUCUUUUUCUGGAUGAGGAAGAGAUCCCUCGCAAAAUUAAAGAAGAAGAACCGGAAGAAGCGUCUCAGAAAAUUCCCGGAAAAAAAUUAAUUAAGUUAGAAUUAAAAGAUUCUGACGAUCGUUAAAGUUAAUAAACUAAAUUAAUAAUGAAAAAACGAUUUUUAUAAGAAAAAAUUAUGUGGAAUAAUAAUAAGAAAUAAAACUGGAUGAAAAACAUAA